This is a messenger RNA of Lachancea thermotolerans CBS 6340, 939 nucleotides long. It is a transcript of the gene PEP8, whose product is annotated as retromer subunit PEP8. Bases 1 to 939 code for a protein of 312 amino acids. Lineage: Eukaryota; Fungi; Ascomycota; Saccharomycetes; Saccharomycetales; Saccharomycetaceae. The transcript has a single exon. Gene Ontology annotation, cellular component: endosome; retromer complex. Gene Ontology annotation, biological process: intracellular protein transport; retrograde transport, endosome to Golgi. The record is from RefSeq and is a predicted model, not a curated record.
AUGAGUUUGUUUUUCAAGUCGCCUAUCGAUAUAGAAGUCCUGCUUGAUGGAGAAGAAUCUAGGAAACAUGUUGAGGUUGCCAAUGCGUCCAAUAACUCUACCGCGAAAACGUUGAAAGAUAGAUUUCCAGUCUAUGAGGACGGGGAGAGCGUAAGUGGCAUUGUUACCUUGAGAGUAAAGGAGGGCCGUAAGCUUGAACACCUUGGAGUAAAAGUUAGCUUAAUCGGAAGUGUCGAUAUUUCAAAGUCUAGCUCUGAUUACAAGAAGCGCCCCGUCGACACAUUUUUGAGCCUUUCUGCUGACUUAUGCCCCCAGGGGGAAUUAAUGCACUCUCAAAGCUUUCCUUUCAGCUUCAAGGAUGUCGAAAAGCGAUAUGAUUCUUACAGAGGCAAGAACGUCGAUGUCUCAUAUUACGUUAAAGUCACCGUAUUACGCAAAUCAACUGAUGUUGUGAAGUUCAAGCGUUUCUGGUGCCUACUUUACAACAGUGAGCCUCCUGCUCCAGCUUUAUCUAAGUCUUCAGACGACGCUAAGCCGGUCAAGCUUGAUAUAGGUAUUGAAAACUGCCUUCACAUCGAGUUUGAAUACUCGAAGUCGCAAUACUCGUUGAAGGAUGUCAUAGUUGGAAGGAUAUACUUCUUGCUUACGAGACUGAAAGUUAAACACAUGGAGCUGAGCCUUGUAACGCGAGAGACAUGUGGCCUAGAGCCCAACCAAUUGUCGGAUACAACUUCCAUUCGCUACGAGAUAAUGGACGGAUCCCCUGUAAAAGGCGAAACGAUACCAAUCCGGCUAUUCCUGGGCGGUUACGAUUUGACGCCUAACAGCAAUUUUAACCAUUUCAGCAUCAGGAACUAUCUUAGUUUGGUAAUCAUCGAUGAAGACGGGAGAAGAUACUUCAAACAAUCAGAAAUUGUUCUCUACCGGAAAAGAAACUAG